Molecule: messenger RNA, 495 nt
Organism: Culex quinquefasciatus (southern house mosquito)
Lineage: Eukaryota; Metazoa; Arthropoda; Insecta; Diptera; Culicidae
Product: 40S ribosomal protein S14-like
Exons: 2
Coding region: 1-495 (164 amino acids)
Biological process (GO): translation; maturation of SSU-rRNA from tricistronic rRNA transcript (SSU-rRNA, 5.8S rRNA, LSU-rRNA); ribosomal small subunit assembly
Cellular component (GO): ribosome; cytosolic small ribosomal subunit
Molecular function (GO): mRNA 5'-UTR binding; small ribosomal subunit rRNA binding; structural constituent of ribosome
Source: RefSeq, a predicted model, not a curated record
AUGCUUAUGCUGUUUGCUCAUCUACUCCUAUCACAGCUCGGGCCCAAUAAACAUGUGCAUGGCUCCCCACAAGAAAAGAAAACCUUUAAGGAGGAGGUCCAGGUGUCACACGGACAGAAGGAUCGCGACGGCUGGAUCGUUUCCGGACUGGCCCACAUCUACGCCAGCUUCAACGACACAUUUGUCAACAUCACAGAUCUGUCUGGCAAGAAAACCGAUCUACGGCGGCAUUUAAGUCAAGGUCAAUCACGACGAGUCUUGCCCUACGCUGCUCAGGAUGUCGCCGAGAAGUUUUAUUUGCUGGGGAUCACCGCGCUGCGCAUUAAUUUGCCUAAGGAGGAAAUGGCACUCCGUGCCAUGGCCUGUUCGUCGAUGAAAAUUUGCCGAAUCGAGGACGUGACGUCAAUCCCGUCCGAUUCGACCCGCCGUAAGCUAGGUCACCGCGGUCCUUUUUGUGGCACUGUACGAAUUUUCAUUCCACACUCAAAAAUGUAA